AAAAUAAUAUAACUGUGAUACAAGUUUCGAUUGUUGUAGGCUUGAGAAGUGGCUGUUUGCUUUACAACCAUACAAUAAUUAUUAAUGUUUAGCUGGCUAUAGAACUAUUUCUGUGGUUUGCAUAUACUACAACCAUGUGGAAUUGUUGUUUGAUCGAGUGGUUUGGAUUGAACCUUGAACAGAAAGAUAAAAUAAUUGUGAUACUAGUUUCGAUUGUUGUUUAUUCGUGAGGGUUUAAAUAUUUCGUGUGUAGAAAAUGGCGACCAAGAUGGAGUGUAGUAUAUGUUUGUGUGAUUUUAAAAAUCCAAAAAUAAUUGACUGUUUUCAUACAUUUUGUAAAAAUUGUCUGGAUGAUUAUAUUUCAAACAAAUCUGAGAACGGCCAUUUUCCCUGUCCUACUUGUCGUAAAGUCAUCAGGAUUCCUGAACAAUUUGCUACAAAUUUUUACCUAUCACAACAAACAGAGGGGAGUGAAUCUAGAGACGCCAUAUGUGGAAACGUGUCCACCAUUCCUGAUGAUGAAAGUGAAAGUAGGAUGUGUGUUAAUCACAUGAAAGAAAUAGAUCUAUAUUGUAAGCAGUGUAAUGUAUCCAUGUGUUAUAAAUGUUUUAUAACUGAUCACAAUGGUCACUCGGUCAGUGAUUUAAACGAUUUUAAACUCGAGACAAAAUUAGAGAUCCAAUCACUGAGAGGGGAGCUAGAGAACACCUUACUGAAAUACCAACAAUAUUCAGAAUCCAUCCAGCUACAGAAGAAGGAGAUCGAGACACAAACUUUACAAAUAUGCACCAAAAUUGAUAAAAGAGUGGAUAAACUUUGCGCAGCGCUUCGCCUUAUUGGAAGUAAAAUGCAAAACGAAGUAACGCAAAGUCAUGCUCAGGCCGAGAAGGAGACGACGAGCUCAGAAUCACUGGCCAAUGAAUUAUUAAAAGAAACAAAGAAUCUUUUAAAAGAAAUAUCAGAUGAUGUAGACCAUAUCGGGGUAUCACAAUUAUUGGUUUUAAAAACGAAACUUCUACGGGAGAUUGAAAAUGGUAAAAAGGACCUCGUUGUUCCAGAACCCAACACACUGUCGUUUCAAGAAGGUGAAAUGAACAAAAUACAGCUAACUAACCAGCUUGGUCAAAUAAAGACAGGCAUGAAGAAAAAUGACACAGAGAUAGCAAGCAACCAUAACUCAGGAGUGGACAUACAAAAGACAAUCAUUUUCCAAUUUAAUUUAAGGAAUGGGAGGAAAAUACACUUCAUCGGAAACUCGGAUGUUGAAGAUGGCGGAGUGUCCUUUUGGCGAUAUGCAUCCAUACGAAACGAUAAACUCUCUCUCCAGUUAGAGUUAAAGGUACUCGAUUCGUUUACCGGAUUAUUGCCCACUAAAAUAUUAAUUAAUCUGAGAUUACUGAACAAACGGAACCACCAGAGAACCAAAAUAAAACAGUUGACGAUUCAGCUAAAAGAACGCUAUAAGUGGGAGGAUAUAAUCAGCAUGGACGAACUGGAGAACCCUUCUCUUGGAUAUAUAGACGACCAACGUGUUUUCACAUUUCGAUUAGUUGUCUUGCGUGUAACAAUUAACUGAAUAGACGGUUGUCUGAUAAUUGGAGUUAGUUACCCACACUGCUAAUCUCAUGUGGAGAUUAUACAAUGUCGCUAAGGAAACCAUGCCACAUUUUCUUGAUGAAGUUUUGAUCACUUUAUUAACCAAUUCGCUUUGAUCAUUUGUUGUUAAAUUACACCCACUACUAUGGAAAUUAAACAAAUUUGUAUAAGCCCACAUUACAUUAGAUAUAGUACUUUGUCGCCAUUCCUGU
Messenger RNA from Patella vulgata (common limpet), 1808 nucleotides. RefSeq names its product tripartite motif-containing protein 30A-like. Gene Ontology annotation, biological process: positive regulation of DNA-templated transcription. The record is from RefSeq and is a predicted model, not a curated record. The transcript has a single exon. Gene Ontology annotation, molecular function: zinc ion binding; ubiquitin-protein transferase activity. Bases 257 to 1576 code for a protein of 439 amino acids. Gene Ontology annotation, cellular component: nucleoplasm; chromatin. Lineage: Eukaryota; Metazoa; Mollusca; Gastropoda; Patellidae.